Messenger RNA from Paraphaeosphaeria sporulosa, 1356 nucleotides. Its product is annotated as cyclin-domain-containing protein. Gene Ontology annotation, biological process: regulation of cyclin-dependent protein serine/threonine kinase activity. Gene Ontology annotation, cellular component: cyclin-dependent protein kinase holoenzyme complex; nucleus. The transcript has 2 exons. NCBI's taxonomy places the organism in Eukaryota, Fungi, Ascomycota, Dothideomycetes, Pleosporales, Didymosphaeriaceae. The record is from RefSeq and is a predicted model, not a curated record. Gene Ontology annotation, molecular function: protein kinase binding; cyclin-dependent protein serine/threonine kinase regulator activity. Bases 1 to 1356 code for a protein of 451 amino acids.
AUGGGAUCGAUCGUGGUCAGCGACUUUGGUGGAAACCACUUUCACAACGUCUUUGGCGGCGGCGGCCAUCAGCAGACGCAAGAGCCGCCCGCAGUGCACCACACGCCCGCGCGUCCCUCGCCGCAGACCAGCGCACACCCGCCGCUGCAUGCAGGGCCGCUCGCAGACGACGUCGCCAUGACAAACCCAGGAGCGCCGCCUGCGAGUUCGCAGCAGACGACGUCCGAGGACAGCAUCAUGGCGCCCCACCAGGCUGCCCAGCCCCCACCGAGCCCGCGCUUCGCACCCCAACACCAGACGCCCGCCCUCGCAACCGCCCCUCCUGCACCCGCCUCCGCAGCCGUCCCCUCUGCGCAGCCGUCCCCGGUGCCGUCUGCCUUGGACGGCUCGGGCACCUCGCCGCGGCGGAUCAAGGUCAAGAACCUCUCCCACAUCCAGAGCUUUGCAACAGACGAGGCCAGUCCCUUUUCCCAGACGCGGUCGCUAUCGCGCCGUCAACGCCGAGACCCCGGCGACGUGGGUCCGCAGUAUGAAAUUAGCGAGAUGCCCGUGAGCGACAUCAUUGAAAUGGUGGCCGGCCUGCUCACCAAGAUUACCACGACAAACGACCGACAGCACGAGCAUCUGCACCGUCAGAUACCACCACCUGAAGGGGCUUCUGGCCUCAGCCCGCAGACGACAAGCGUGUUGGCCUUUCACGGAAAGAACGUGCCCAGCAUAUCCAUCCUCAGCUAUCUCAGCCGGAUCCACAAAUACUGUCCUACUACUUACGAGGUCUUUCUGAGCCUCCUAGUCUAUUUUGACCGAAUGACCGAGAAAGUCAAUGCAGGUCCCAUGCUCAGCUUGCGGCAGGCGAACCAAAAGUCGCUCGAACGCGCUAACGCUGACACCGAUACUGCCAGUUCGUCAGCCAACCCCAUUGAUGCGCAAAACCAGACCAGACCCACGGUCCAAGCGGCAACACCUCCCCCUUCAGGCUCCCUCGGAAAGCCUGCAAAGACACCUAUUCGAGAGUCUCAACCACCUUCUCCACCCCACCAGGACCUGGAAUCAGACCCCUAUAAUUUGUCACACUUUUUCGUAGUCGACAGCUUCAACAUACAUCGCCUUGUCAUUGCCGGCGUCACUUGUGCAAGCAAAUUCUUUUCAGACGUGUUCUAUACCAAUUCGAGAUAUGCAAAGGUCGGCGGUCUUCCAUUGGUGGAGCUUAAUCAUCUGGAGUUGCAAUUUCUUCUUUUGAACGACUUCCGGCUUGCUGUGCCACUGGAAGAAAUGGAGGCGUAUGGUACGAUGCUGGUGGAGUUCUACGCACGCGAGGUUGCUGAGCAGCACGAACGGCAAUCUGGAAGAGCAUGA